AUGUCAUUGCCUCAGUCUAUUCCGUUCUUCUCCUUUUUUGACUCCCCGUCUCCGGCUCCGUCUCCAGAAAGUUUUAGCGAUGAUCAGUUCGCAGACUCGCCGCCUCCCCCCGUACCCAUCUCCUCAUCUCCGCCGUCUCCCUCCACACCCAAUCCACCGAGUAUGAGCCCUCCACCUCCACUGAGUCCCUCUGGAGGCGUUUCUUCAUCGCCAGGGUCUUCCUCUCCCACCGGAUUAUCAACGGGAGUGGUGGUCGGGAUCACCAUUGGAGGACUACUCGCUGUGCUUGUUGUAUUGGCUUUGGUUUUUUUCAUGUGUAAGAAGAAACGACAAAGUGACCAUGAAGCACCUCCUCCUACCCAAG
Molecule: messenger RNA, 364 nt
Organism: Arabis nemorensis
Lineage: Eukaryota; Viridiplantae; Streptophyta; Magnoliopsida; Brassicales; Brassicaceae
Source: the annotation of a GenBank genome assembly